Molecule: messenger RNA, 3373 nt
Organism: Elaeis guineensis (African oil palm)
Lineage: Eukaryota; Viridiplantae; Streptophyta; Magnoliopsida; Arecales; Arecaceae
Source: RefSeq, a predicted model, not a curated record
CGGUCUUGUGUGGCCUCGCGUUCCUCGUUAUCUCUUCUUCCCUCCGCUCGCCUCCUCUUCUUUCGACCUCCAUCCCUCUCCGAUUCUCGGUUCCAAACCCUAAUUCUUUUUCUUUGGAUUUCUUGUCGAUCGUCUCCAAGAUUCGGAUUUCUCCAAAUUAAUCGAAGAGGUUUUAGUUUGAAUCGACGGAGUGGUGGUUUCUUCUUCUCCAUCGCCGAAGAUUCUCCAUUUCUUUGUUUUUUGUUCGAGUGAUUGGAGACGUUGCACUUCUUUGGAGUCGAUGAGAUUUCUUGAUUCGGAUUUCGAGACGAGCGAUGGCUUCUGCGCCGUCUAUGUCCGGUUCUGUGGAGUCCCUGAAUCUCUGUAAGUUUUCUAAAGGAGAAGGAAGUGGGAGUGGGCGGUACGAAUGCAGUGUACUGUCGUGUGCUUGGAAGGCGCCGAGGGCUCUGACCGGGUCGCUCGCCAGCACACCGUUUCCCCAGUUCUCGCUGCACCUGCAGGAGGGGCAGCGCAGCAGGAGGAAGAGCUCGUCUCGCUAUGUGAACCCCCUGGCCACCUGGAAAUGUGAAAACCUUGAUGGUGACUUAGGCUCUAGAGGAGCUGUUGCUCUUGUGCUCUCUGGAAGGUCUACUAGGUCAUGUAUUUCCUUUUUCUCUGGCAAAACAUGGAGGCUGUGUUAUUCUUCCUCAUCUUCUGAACCUUCUAACACCAUUUCACCUGAGUCAUUAUGGGAGGAUCUGGAACCCACUAUUUCAUAUCUUGCACCUGAGGAGUUGAAGUUAGUAAAUGAUGCUUUGAAGUUACCAUAUGAAAAAGUGGUUCUGUCAGUGCAGCUGGCUUUCGUUGCUCACAGUGGUCAAAAACGGCGAAGUGGAGAACCUUUUAUUAUCCAUCCAGUUGAAGUUGCGCAGAUUCUUGGAGAACUUGAGCUGGACUGGGAAUCAGUUGCUGCUGGUUUAUUGCAUGACACUGUUGAAGAUACAAAUAUAGUUACAUUUGAGAGAAUAGAAAAGGAAUUUGGUGCUACUGUGCGCCGCAUUGUCGAGGGAGAGACUAAGGUAUCCAAGCUGGGAAAACUUCAGUGCAAAAACACAAACAGUUCAGCACGAGAUGUAAAAGCUGAUGAUCUAAGGCAAAUGUUUCUUGCCAUGACAGAAGAGGUUCGUGUUAUUAUUGUCAAACUGGCUGAUCGAUUACAUAAUAUGCGUACUCUUUCACACAUGCCUCAGCACAAGCAGUCCAGCAUUGCAUUGGAGACACUGCAGGUGUUUGCCCCCUUAGCAAAGCUUCUAGGAAUGUACCAAAUAAAGUCAGAACUGGAAUAUCUGUCUUUUAUGUAUACAAGCCCCAGUGAUUUUGCUGAGCUCAAGAAAAAAGCUGAAGCACUUUAUAAAGAUCAUGAGAAAGAACUAGAAGAGGCAAAGAGCAUUCUGAGGCAAAAAAUUAAGGAGGAUCAGUUUUUAGAUCUUGUGACAGUGAAAACUGAAGUUCGGUCUGUAUGUAAGGAAUUAUACAGUAUAUAUAAAUCUGCAUUGAAAUCUGAGAGUUCAAUAAAUGAGGUCAACCAAAUUUUUCAGCUUCGUAUCAUUGUAAAGCCAAAAACCUGUAUCGGAGUUGGUCCUUUAUGUAGUGCACAGCAGAUCUGUUACCAUGUUCUUGGUCUUGUUCAUGGAAUCUGGACUCCUAUACCUCAAGCUAUGAAAGAUUACAUUGCAACUCCAAAACCUAAUGGCUAUCAAAGUCUUCAUACCACUGUGAUACCAUUUCUGUAUGAAAGCAUGUUCCAUUUGGAAGUUCAGAUAAGAACAGAAGAUAUGGACUUAAUAGCUGAAAGAGGUAUUGCUGCUCACUACAGUGGGAGAGGUGUAGUUUCUGGUAAGGUGGGACAUGGAGUGCCCAGUGGCAGGAAUUCAAAAGGAAAGUCAUUGUGCUUGAACAGUACAGAUAUUGCUCUCAGGAUUGGCUGGCUCAAUGCAAUAAGAGAAUGGCAAGAAGAGUUUGUUGGUAACAUGAGUUCUAGGGAGUUUGUGGAUACUAUCAUGCGGGACCUAUUAGGGAGCCGUAUUUUUGUAUUUACACCGAAAGGAGAGAUAAAAAACCUACCAAAAGGAGCUACGGUCAUUGAUUAUGCUUAUAUGAUUCACACUGAAAUUGGCAACAAAAUGGUGGCUGCGAAGGUAAAUGGUAAUCUUGUUUCACCCAUGCACGUACUUGCUAAUGCUGAAGUUGUUGAGAUAAUCACAUACAAUGCUUUAUCGGGCAAAUCUGCUUACCAGAGGCAUCGGCAAUGGUUGCAACAUGCAAAAACUCGUAGUGCCAGACACAAAAUUAUGAAGUUCUUGAGAGAGCAGGCUGCACUCUCUGCAUCUGAAAUAACUGCAGAUAUGGUAAAUAAUUUUGUCGCGGAUCUCGAGGAUGAGAGUGAUUAUGAACAAACAUUUUCCAGCUCUCCCACUAAGGAAAGAAAAUCCAAAUGGGAGAAAAUACUAAUGAACAUGGAAGAAUCAUCUUCCACAAAGCGAAAACUUGAAGAUCUCUUACAUGUUCAAAACAUUGUUGGCAUCUCUAAGAUCAAUGGAAAGCACAACAAAAGUAUCCAGGAAAUGAAUCUUAUGAUUAACGGCAGUUCAGUGGUUCGAGAUGGAUUUGCUGAGUUCAUACAUGCUAAUGUACAUGCAUACAAGGAAGUUUUACCUGGUUUAGAAAGCUGGAAAGCUAGCACAAUUGCCUCUUGGCACAAUGUGGAAGGUCAUGCAAUUCAGUGGUUUUGUGUAGUAUGUAUUGAUCAGAAGGGUAUGAUGGCUGAAGUUACAUCAGCAUUGACUGCUGGUGGCAUUACAGUAUGCUCUUGUGUGGCAAAGAUUGACAGGAGAAAAGGAAUAGGUGUUAUGUUGUUUCACUAUGAAGGAACCUAUGACAACCUGGUCAAUGCUUGUUCUGGUGUAGAUGUGAUCCUUGGUGCUCUAGGCUGGUCUGCUGGUUGUAGCUGGUCAAGUCCGUUGGAUGAGCACAAUUUUCUCGAAUGCUAAUAGAUGGAAUCAGACCAUUAAAGUGGGAAGGGGUUCCUUGGUUGUGACAAAGGAGAGUAAAUACUAAAUUUCAUUAUCGAAGGUGGUAUAACCUAGUUUUGUAGCAUGGGUGUUUCAGUUUUAUUCAUUCAAACUUGUGAAAAUAAACCAUCCGCAGGUACUUAAGCUAGCCUGUGGAGUUAGGAGAAUGUAAAUAGCUAAAGAGAUAGGAACUUAAAACAAGCCUCUGCUGUUGUUGUAAAGGCUGCUUUUUGCAAAUAGGGUGAAAUAGACUGUUCAUGUUAAUGUUUAAUUUAAUAGACUGCUCAUGUUAAUGUUUAAUUUAAGUUAAUCAUUUUACUCCC